GAGUGCGGUAAGAGCUUCCGGCACAGGUCAACGUUGACCAUCCAUCGCCGCGUGCAUUCCGGGGAGAGGCCCUACAAGUGUCCCGAGUGCCAGAAGAGCUUCACCAACAGCUCGGAGAUGGUGCGGCACGGCCGGAUCCACACCAGCGAGCGACCCUACGGCUGUUCCCAGUGCGGGCGGCGUUUCAGCGACACCUCCCAGCUCCUCCGGCACUGGCGGAUCCACAGCGGAGAGCGACCCUCCGAUUGCUCCCAGUGCGGGCAGCGAUUCGGCGACAGCUCCCAGCUGGCGCAGCACCAGGAGACGCACACCGGGGAGAAGGAAUACCGCUGCUCCGACUGCGGCAGAAGCUUCAACCGUAGCUCCAACCUCCUGGUUCACCAGCGAACCCACCUGAAGCAGAAACCCUACAUCUGCCUGGAUUGCCCCAAAAGCUUCACCUGCAGCACCCAACUCAUCCGGCAUCGGCGCAUCCAUAACGAGGAGAAGCCUUAG
Molecule: messenger RNA, 495 nt
Organism: Eurypyga helias (sunbittern)
Lineage: Eukaryota; Metazoa; Chordata; Aves; Eurypygiformes; Eurypygidae
Product: putative zinc finger protein 286B
Exons: 2
Source: RefSeq, a predicted model, not a curated record